UAACUACCUCACAAAUCUCAAAUAUGGAUGACAUCGUUACCAAGGCAACUGUUGCUAAGGAAAUGCCAUUAGCAGGAAGUACGUCUGAUGUCAUCAACGUGUUUUAUCACGCCUUGUUGGAAAAUGACAUGGAUGUUGUUAAGGAUGUAGUCGUCAAUCAGAAAGUGAAUAUUAAUUUGAUAUUCAAGGAAAGUUUUAGUUAUGUUCAACCAUGGCAUAGAGAGUGGGGUGCUAUUCAUAUAGUAACCAAACGUGCAAUUGUAGAAUCAUUAAAGUUUAUUAUUGAGUUGGGUGCUGAUGUGAAUCUUGAAAAUAAACAUGGUGACAACGCUCUUCAUAUAGCUAGUAAAUAUGGAUUAGUUGAUUGUGUUGAAUAUUUGUUGCAAUCUAAUAUAGAAUUAAAAGAUAAACAAAAUAUCGCAGGAUUAACACCUUUGAUAAAAGCCGUAUUUAAAUCUGAACAUGCUUUUCGUGGACAAUUUAGAAAAACAAUACAGUUACUUUUAGAUUCUGGAGCUGAUCCAAAUAUUUGCCCGGUAUCUGGAAUAACACCCUUACAUUUAGCUGCUAGUAAAGCUGACGAAAUUUUGAUACAACUUUUAUUAUCUCAUGGUGCUAAAGUUAAUGCUGUUUGUUCACAAGGCACCAGUCCACUUUUGAAAACACUUCUUCUUCGACACCAGAAGUCAUCUUGUGUUAAGAUUUUACUAGAUGCAGGGGCAGAUGUCAAUAUUUCAACAGUCGCAGGAAGAACAGCAUUGCAUUUGGCUGUUGCUAAGAGUGAAAAUGAAUGUGUACUUAAUAUAUUAGAGGCCAAUGCAGAUCCUAAUGCACAAGAUAAAUAUGGUAAAACCCCAUUAUGGAUUGCUGUUCAAGAAAAUAAUGUUCAAAUAGUUCAUCUUUUGUCUAAAUUUGGUGGAAAUGUCAACUAUCAGCUACCAAUCCGCAAGUUUUCACUGUUGUCAUUAGCAAUCUCUGAAGGAUUGUAUGACAUGGUCUGUCUGCUUUUACAUCUUGGGGCAUCUAUUUUCACAGAAACUGUUAUGGGUGCAACACCACUUUACAUUGCAGUUGAAACACAAAAUAUGCAAAUAAUUAAAUCUCUCCUCAAAGCUAAUUGUGAUUUAGAUGUUGUAAGUAAUGCUAGGCAUUCUUUAAUACCACAAACCCCUAUACAAGUUGCUAUAGAGAUUGGUAAUUUAGAAGUUAUCCAUCUGUUACUAAGUGCUGGUUGCAAGAUGAAGCCAGGUUGGAUACAGCCAUUGAUAUCACCACUUUCAGCAACUCUACCAACUAAUCUAGCAAAUAUCCAAACUUACUUAAAAGAUUAUUUGAGUCAUGUAAGAUCUCUUAAAACACUCUGUCGAGAUAGUAUUCGAAUUUUCAUGAAACAGGACAUACAGUCUAAAAUGGAUGCAUUAGUUGCAGAGACUUAUAUUCCAGCUCGUUUAGCAGACUUUGUUUUAUUGACUGAUUUAGUUCAACCAUAAAAAGAUUAUAUUUAAAUAAGAUAUUUUAAAUAAGGCUGUGACUUUUCUUUAAUACAUUUAUGAUAAUUAUAUUUAUGCACAUUUAAUCUUUUUGCAAACCUUUGUCAAUAUUUAUUUUAUUCUUAUAUUCCUUUAUCUACUAUAUUUAUUGAAAAUUGAUUUUGAAUAAUAUUAUUGUUCAUGCAUAAAUAUUUGAACUAAGAUUUAAUAUUUGCUUUAAACUUUACAAUCUUUAAAUGUCACUGUUGGCCUGUUUCAUUUCUAAUUGAGGCAGAAUAUUCAGAUUUGGUGUAGAUGGCCUUUCAGUGAAUGUUUUAACUGGGUUCGAUGAUGAGCAUUUUCUGCUAAGACCAAGCAUCUCUGUCUAUCACACAUUUUGGAACACAAUUAAUGUGUGUCUGAAUGAUGUAGAAUAUUCAACUUAAUGUAGAUGUUCGCUAAGUGAAUUUUUAGGGUGAGUUCUGUUUAGUCUAAGCAGAGGUAAGCAAAUUGAUGACUGAGACUUUAAACCCAAAUAACGUUAAUUUUCAUAAUGUGCAUUUUUUUUCUUAGGAUAUGUAGAGUGAUAAACAAUUUGAUUGCUCGAAGCUUCAUAAAAAGAUAAAUGUUCAAGUAAUUAAUGAUCUGAAAUGAGUUUGGGGUUAGCCACACUGCUGGUUAGUUUUUCCUUAAGACAGUUGAUUUUUAUUAUUUAUGCAGCUUGAAACUCUGUAAUCUCAUUUUUUUAAUAUUUUUGCCCAUCAAUGCAAAACAAUUACAGUUUGACUCAAAAUUACCAGUAAAUGGAUUGACAUGUUUGAACCAAUAAAAAUCAAGUUUUACUAAACAGAAAAGUGACAAUUUUCUAUGCAAUAUAUGGAAAUUGUGCAAGAAAUGACUUCUCAUGUACAUACAUGUAAUCCUCAACAAAUGCAAAUAAUGGUGAAUAUAAUGUGAAAAUCUGAGGUAUUCACUCUAUUUAUUCACAAUAUUGCCCGUCUUCAUUAGCCCAGUAUAGGAGCAGAACAGUAGGACGUUAAACCCCAUUUCAUUUCAUUUCAUUUAUUCACAAUAUUGAAUUUCACAGCAGACUGAAAACCUGAUUAAAAUCAGAAAUUCUUAUAAACACUCUGAAGUUCAGAGAUUGUGAAAAGUUAUUAUUGCUAUCAUGAUUUACAUUACAUUAAGCUAUGACAUUCUUCUAUGUCUUCAAAAAACUGUUGGUGAGUGAGCAUCUUUUUCUAGGGUUAUUAUACGCCCACAUUUUCAUGUGGACUAUUAAGCAGUCGCCCCUGUCCAUCUGGACGUCCAUCCAGAAUUUGUUUGUGGACACUCUACAGGUCACAAUUUUUAUCCAAUUUUGACAAAACUUGAAAUAUAGGUCUAUCACCCAAAGAUCUUGGUUCCUUUCGAUAUUGGAAUGCAUCGGACCAUAACUCCAUGGAUUAUGGCCCCUGAUUGCACGAAAAAUCAUGGUUUUAGCUUGUGGACCCUCUAGAAGUCACAAUUUUUAUCUAAUUUUGAUGAAACUUGAAGUGUAUGUUUAUAACCCAAAGAUCCUGUAACUGCCUGGAUUAUAACCCCUGAUUGUACGAAAAAUUGUGCUUUUUAGCUUGUAGAUUCCCUAGAGGUCACAAUAUUUAUCUGAUUUUAAAAACCGUUUAAAUAUAUCACCAUUCCUUCAUAAUGAAGGUUGAAUUAGAAUUUUAGGAAAAUCAUAACGAAACUGCCCAACAAAAUGCCGCUCUUUGUACCCAAAUUGUGUAAAAGUAUGUAAUACGAAGGUUGUGGACCCUUUAGAGGUCACAAUUUUUAUCUGAUUUUGAUAUAUGAAACUUAAAAUAUAUCUUUAUAUCACAAAGAUCUCAGUCCCUAUCGAUAUUUGUGCAUUUCAGACCAUCUGAAUUAAUGUCUCUGAUUGUACGAAAAAUCGCUUUUGUUUAUCUUGUUCUCUAUCCAUCUCUUGCAAAAUGUGGGCGUACGUGCCUGGCAACUGCUGGUUUUAAUGGUAGCACAAGGAGAUGGUUAACUUAAAGUAAUAUUAAUUUUAUAUCACAAAAAUAUGAAUUUUAUAUUGCUGGUGAUUUCUAUUGAUAUUGUCAGAUUAUUCUUACUUGAAACUUUUUAAAUAUUAAAUUUUAAGUUUAAUAAAUUAUUUCUAUUGA
Patella vulgata (common limpet) is the source of this 3634-nucleotide messenger RNA. Its product is annotated as ankyrin-1. The transcript has a single exon. The coding region runs from base 24 to 1490 and encodes 488 amino acids. The record is from RefSeq and is a predicted model, not a curated record. Gene Ontology annotation, cellular component: cytoplasm; nucleus. Lineage: Eukaryota; Metazoa; Mollusca; Gastropoda; Patellidae. Gene Ontology annotation, molecular function: protein binding.